This is a messenger RNA of Oreochromis niloticus (Nile tilapia), 2022 nucleotides long. RefSeq names its product low affinity immunoglobulin gamma Fc region receptor II. Lineage: Eukaryota; Metazoa; Chordata; Actinopteri; Cichliformes; Cichlidae. Gene Ontology annotation, cellular component: external side of plasma membrane. Gene Ontology annotation, molecular function: transmembrane signaling receptor activity. The coding region runs from base 102 to 1028 and encodes 308 amino acids. The record is from RefSeq and is a predicted model, not a curated record. Gene Ontology annotation, biological process: cell surface receptor signaling pathway; immune response. The transcript has 6 exons.
UUUAAAGAAAACCACAAAGGGAGGGGACGCGAGUUUCAUUUUACUGUAAACUGAGUGAAGUGUCGUUGUUAAGUCUCAGUCAAAUAUGACCAAGUGAAAGAAUGAAGGGUACAUCUGUACUGUGGCUGCUGUGGUUGAUCUCCCUGCUGUGUGGCUCAACAAACCAAGCUCGUCUGACUGUGAGCCCCAGCAGCUCUCAGCUGUUUGAAGGUGACCGUUUGUCUCUGAGCUGUGAGGGGGAGGACAGCGCUGCUGGAUGGACUGUGAAGAGGAACACGCCCAAACGACAGAGGAGUCGGUGUGGAGAUGGGUGGGGAAAACAAGUCGGUUCUUCUUGUACCAUCACCUACAUCUUCAAAAGGGACAGUGGUGUUUACUGGUGUGAGUGCAGAGAGGGAAUAACCAGUAACACCGUCAACAUCACUGUGACUGGUGGCCCAGUGAUCCUGCAGAGUCCUGUGCUUCCUGUGAUGGAGGGAGAGACCAUCACGCUGCUCUGUAAAGCAAAGUCCACACAUUCAAACCUCCCAGCUGCUUUCUAUAAAGAUGGCUCCGUCAUCAGGACUGAGUCGACAGGUCACAUGACCAUUCCUGAUGUUUCCAUGUCUGAUGAAGGCCUCUACAAAUGUCACAUCAGUCAUCAUGGAGAGUCUCCACCCAGCUGGAUCACUGUCACAGGUAAACCAACAACUACAGCUCCGCCUUCCACAUUAUCCCCACCCUCUACAUCAACUUUGCUUUCUGUCUCAACCCUAAUGACCACACCGAUCCAAUCCACUGCCAUGGCAUCUCCUUCUGCCACAGCUCUGCCUACUGAUUCGGCUCCACCCACUGUCUCCAUUCACCUAUCACUUGUCUUGAGAGUGGUCUGCCACCUGGUGGUGUUCUGUCCAUAUGUCAUCACAACUGUCCUAAUGGUGUCUUUAUAUCGACAAAGACCCUCAGCAACAGCACCACACCCCUACCCUGAGCAGAAAUUGACUGAGGACUUUGACGUCAUGGAGGUCACCAUCGAGCAUCAUUUCUAAACUGCACAGAACAGAGAAAUAUUUUUGUCAUGUAAAAGUAAUAAAUAUUAAAUUAAAUAGAUCUGAUAUUUUAUGGCAACACAAAGUCAUGUAUAAUGUUGGAGGUAAACAAAGUGCAGUUUUUUUUACUGCAUAUUCAUAUCUGCCGGCACAGCUUAUUACCAAAGACUGCUGCCAGUGAUUGUACAAAUGAUAGAAAGAAACAUUUAAAAACACUGUAUGUGAGACUAUAAAAGAUUACUUUUACUGGUGUUUUUUUAUCUGAUGGUGGGUGCACCAGUUUUUGAGAAGUAUCUGUCCAUCUGUGGUGAGAAUUCCACUUUAGAAAACAAGGGUGGAUUGCUUGGUCCCUCUUCUCUGCACCAGGAACCUUUUCCUCAUGUCCUGAACAUUUGGGCUCAGGGUAUAAAUAAAUCCUCAUUUGUCUCCAUCAGUGUAUGAAGAACAUGCACCUGUCGUUUGCUCUUUCCUGUCGAACAAAAACCAAAACACAUAAGAAAACAGAUGAUCAGAGAGUCAGAGCCUGUGUCAGAGGUGACAGACUUCUAUAGGAGCAAAAGUCAUUUCGCAAUGUAGUCUCCCCCUAGUGGCCUUCAGAAAGAAUGCAGGUUUAAGGAAAACAUUUUUCAACAGAUUGAAAGAUCAUGACUACGUCAGGAAAUGCCAUGAGUGCCAUGAAGCACUAAAGGAACCACUGAAGCACCUUUCCUCAGUCUGUGGACACUCUGAACAGCUCUUAUUGUUGCUGCCAGUCACAUAGAUCAGGGUCGUGCCGCUCAGUGAGUAUUUAAACACCUGUUCCUGUUGAACAUUUCCAACUUCUGUGCUGUGUUUUGAUUUUCUAAUGAAAAAAAAAAUGGCUAAAUUAAGCUGCAGGGAAAAAUGUUUCACAUGUAUGAAGCACUUUUCUUCUGUUACAAACUCCUACAAAUUUAUAUAUUACAAUAAGUCAUCUUUUUUCAGUUGAAUUAAACUUGCUUUUUUGUGGCUCAAA